CACUGUUGUCGAACUUGUCCAUGCUGAAGAAAGUGCCACGAGAGCGACAUGAACAGAGAAAAUCUAUAAGUUUUCGAACAUCAUUAACAAAACAAACACAAUAUAGACAUCCAACAAUGUGUCUGACAGGUGAUGACGUGCAGAAAAACGCGGUAACAGUGCUCAUUUUUCAGUUUUAGCGUCUGACGUAGGCUAGAGGAUGGUUAGGCUAACGUUACUGCGAAGUGUCAAUAAGAGCAUUCUAGGUUUUUGUUAAUAAUUCACAAAACGCAAUAAAAUGGAGGAUGAAGAUUGUUAUGCGGAUUGGAUGUCCAAGAUGCCCUCUCAUUUUUGGGACAUCCCUUUGUGGAAUCUCGCUAUACCGGGAAGUCAUGACAGCAUGAGUUACUGUUUAGAUAAGCAAUCCUCAGUAGCGAACUCCACGCCGAGGGUGGUGCAAGUGUUGGACAAGUAUUUUCCUUGUAUAGUUCGGCCCUGUAUAAUGAAAUGGGCAACAACACAGGAGGGCGCCAUCUCUAACCAACUGGAUUUGGGCAUUCGGUUCCUGGAUCUAAGAAUAGCACAUAAAGUAAAAGACCCUGAUGAAGUUUUCUACUUUGCACAUGGAGUCUACUCUCUUCUGACAGUUAAAGAAGCGCUGACAGAAGUUGUACAUUGGUUAGAUCAACACAAUAAGGAAGUGGUCAUCAUUGCACUUUCUAGUUUUGAAGGCAUGAACCUGGAUCAGCACAGAGACCUCAUUCAGUUUCUCAUUGCCACAUUCAACAAAAAAAUCUGUCCCAAAUCUGUCACCCCCUCACUACAGGAGUGCUGGAAUCACAGUUAUCAGGUUAUUCUGUCAUAUGAUGACGACUCUUCAACUGGAUAUGUGGAACUGUGGCCUCGGUGUCUAUACUGGUGGGCGAACAAGUCAGAUCCAAACCUUGUUAUAUCCUACCUGGAGGACAAGAAAAAUAAAGGAAGACCAGGUCAGUUUUUUGCUGCCGGCCUGAACCUAACUGAGGAUGCUCGGUAUGUACUUUGUCAUCCCUGCCAAUCAUUGCAAAGCAUGACCCGACAUUCCUACAGUCUGCUUAUGAAGUGGGUGAAACAACAGCGGCCAGGCUCAGGCCAAGCAUGCCUUAACAUCAUCUGUGCAGAUUUUGUUGGGAUUUUCAGCAGUGAAUUCACCCAGCUGGUUAUCGGACUCAAUCAAAUAGAGGCUUGACCCAUAAAUACACAACAAAUGACGUAGUGAAGUGAAGAGUUCCAAAAAAGCCUCUAAAUAUGAAAUGUUCUUCUGAAAUAAGCAUUUUUUCUGCUUGUGUUGGUCCAGUAACUUAAAUUUAUGACAACCCUGCUGAAAAAUCCAGCUUAAACCAGCCUAGGCUGGUUGGCUGGUUUUAGCUGGUUGACCAGCCUGGUUUUAGAGGGGUUUUGGCCAUUUCCAGGCUGGUUUUCAGCCAUUUCCAGCCUGGUCUUAGCUGGUCAGGCUGGAAAAUGACCAGCUAAAUCCAGCUAAACCCAGCUUGACCAGCCUGGUUUAAGCUGGUUUAAGAACAGCAUAUUGUCAUUACUUUUAAAUAAAUUAUUUAAAUGACUGAAAAUUACAUAGGAGUCUAAGAAACGUGCUAAUUUUAGAAGAAAAUGUCAGAGGCAUUUAGGUUUUACUCUUCAAAUGUGUUACAUAAAAAUUUAGCAUCUGUAUUACAAUAUAAUUACACAUUUUUGUUAUUUGGAAUGUUUACGUGUCAGUGUUUGCAUAUAAAUCACCUAUAUUUUGCGACAGUCCCUAAACUAUCAUGGCGGGGAAAUUUGUGCAAUGCUGCCAUCUAUUGGUAAUCGAUAUUUAGGUUUCAUUUCUGUUUCGGAGAUAAAUAGCUCCAAAAUAAUGUUACUUAAAACCUCACUGUUACUGGAAAUGUCGAAUAACUAUGUCUUUUCUACUUUUCUUGACAAAAUUGAAAUGAGGGAUUCAUAUAAUCAAAGACUAAGUGGCUGUGUAGAUUAUAGCAUUAGCUGUUCAAUGAGUCACGCUUAAUUUUAGUAGCAUCUAAUGUCCUGUCAUGACUUCGUUUGUUGUUGACACUGUUUGGCUUUUUCGGUCUAUGUCAACACAUGUAUCUGCGGGGGUCUAAUUUUAGACGGCCCCUGUGAGUGCACUCUAUAAGGUGCUUAACAUUUAUAGUAUCUACUUAAAUGAUAAUCCCGUUCACUGAUGCCUUUCACACUCCUGUUUGUAUGUGUUUAUGUACAGCAGGGUGUACAGUAUAUGAUGCAAAUAAACAUCUAUUUUUUGUAA
Danio aesculapii is the source of this 2281-nucleotide messenger RNA. Its product is annotated as PI-PLC X domain-containing protein 1. Gene Ontology annotation, biological process: lipid metabolic process. The transcript is spliced from 6 exons. The record is from RefSeq and is a predicted model, not a curated record. Bases 278 to 1207 code for a protein of 309 amino acids. Gene Ontology annotation, molecular function: phosphoric diester hydrolase activity. Lineage: Eukaryota; Metazoa; Chordata; Actinopteri; Cypriniformes; Danionidae.